This is a messenger RNA of Neocloeon triangulifer, 1702 nucleotides long. RefSeq names its product mite allergen Der p 3. The coding region runs from base 52 to 948 and encodes 298 amino acids. NCBI's taxonomy places the organism in Eukaryota, Metazoa, Arthropoda, Insecta, Ephemeroptera, Baetidae. Gene Ontology annotation, biological process: proteolysis. Gene Ontology annotation, molecular function: serine-type endopeptidase activity. The record is from RefSeq and is a predicted model, not a curated record. The transcript has 5 exons.
AGUUUGCUCAGUGAGCACCAUACCCAGUGUAUUUUUUUUUCAUCAACAAAAAUGGUGUGCAUCGAUACAGGACCGUGGAUUUUCGCCUUCGCCUUUUUCAGCGGCGCCUCGGUGGCCUUCGCUCAAAUGAAUAUGGCCGACGUGCCCUGCGGACUGCGAGGUGCGACGUCGAGGAUCGUUGGCGGAGAAAAAGCGCGGCCCGGCGAAUUCCCCUGGCUGGUGUCAAUCAAGCGGCGAGGAGGACACUUUUGCGGCGGAACCCUCAUCAACAAGAGAUGGGUCUUGACGGCCGCCCAUUGCCUCUGCAGUGGAACGGUAAAACUGCCUUUGAACCACAUCCGAGUGGCCGUCGGCGAACACGACCUGACGCAACCUGAGACUCCUCAGUCGACUGAGUACGCUGUGGACACUUGCGAGCUGCACCCUGAGUAUCAGUGCCAGCGGUACGUGCACGACAUCGCCCUUCUGCGCGUGACCGAGGACGUGCAGUGGGCGCAGCGAUCGGCGUGGCCGGCGUGUCUGCCCGGCGCUGCCUCCAGCAGACUGGCCGCCGACCUGCGAGGGGCCAAGGCCGUGGCCGCCGGUUGGGGUUGGUUGAACGAAAACUCUGCUCAGGGUGGUAGGGCGGACGUGCUCCAAAAGGUCGAGCUGGAGAUUUUGGAGAACAAGAAGUGCCUUGAGUGGUACCAGUCGCAGGGCAAAAAGGUCAAGAUUUUGCCCUCGCAAAUGUGUGCCGGAUACGAAAACGGCGGAAGGGACAGUUGCUGGGCUGACAGUGGCGGUCCCUUGAUGAUUGGAGAUGGGGAGAGAAUAACAGUGGUCGGCGUAGUUUCAACAGGGAUAGGGUGCGCGCGGCCCAAACUGCCCGGUUUGUACACCAGGGUCGAAAUGUACUUAGACUGGAUCCAAAGCCACGUGGCGCGGACAGAUGCCAAAAGAAGAAAUUGAAGUUUUCAUUUUCCCCAAAAUUUAAUCCUGAUUUAACCAAGGUUCCUAGCUGGUCUAGUCACCUGGACUUAAUUUAUACCUGUAAUUUAUUAUUUACUGUGUAAACUUCAAGACUUCAUUAUCUGAAGUGUUGUAAAACUUAAUUUCGAAAAGCUGAGAUAAAAUUUUGUGAUUUGCCUGCAUUCUCAAAAUGGGUCAGCCGCGCUAUAUAAUAAUUAAGAAUGUGCUCACAAUUAUUGUUUAUUUGUUUAAAGUGCAUUGUCAUAAGAGUUGGUGUUAAAAAUAUUUUCCUUCUGUCCAGAACAAGGCGACCCUCUAGUCAUAUUUUCAUCAAUAUAUUAGAUCACUAAUGUUUGUGAGUAAAUAUUUGAUUUUAUAAAAUAUAAUUCACAGUUUUUGUUUUAUAUAAUACAUUUAUCCUACACUGAUUUCACUUUAUCUAACCUUGACCGUGACUUGCUGAAUAUCAAGUUCACGGCACUGGUAGCUCAAUUGUGAGAGUAAAAGUAGAUCUCAACCCAAAAACACACAUUUAGCUCAACUCAUGUAGUACGAUUUACCUUGAGAGAGUGAGAGUGAAAAGGCGACUUUCACUCAACUUCUGUAGAGCGUGCCGAGGAUGAGUUAAAUUACGGAAUAGAAUUAAUUAUCAACAAGCUCAGUCAGCGUUGGUAAUGAGACAAUUAGGAAGUUUUUCCAUUUUUAAUGAAUUUAACGUGUUUACAAAAGAUAAAAAAUCUGACUAACUGAUGAU